Topomyia yanbarensis is the source of this 3932-nucleotide messenger RNA. RefSeq names its product rho GTPase-activating protein conundrum (gene conu). Gene Ontology annotation, molecular function: GTPase activator activity. Bases 1260 to 3221 code for a protein of 653 amino acids. The record is from RefSeq and is a predicted model, not a curated record. Lineage: Eukaryota; Metazoa; Arthropoda; Insecta; Diptera; Culicidae. Gene Ontology annotation, cellular component: cytoplasm. Gene Ontology annotation, biological process: signal transduction; regulation of actin filament polymerization; regulation of small GTPase mediated signal transduction. The transcript is spliced from 13 exons.
GGAUGGCUGUGGAAUCCGACCGCGAACGCGAAGUUAGUUGAGUUAAGGCAUCAGUGCAGGUUGGACGUUUGUGCAAUAGUUUUUUCUUCUACUUUUUAUUUAUCAUUUGUUUUAGUGUGUUUUUGUUAUUGUCGAGUUGGUUUGCCGGACAACACUGUUUGGAGUUCAAGUGUUUACGAUCGACUUAACACUGUUCUAGCUGAGUACCGCUUGUUUACCACCGGGAGCCCAUUUCCGGCGUUCGACGAGAUUAGUGUGUGGAAGUAAACAGAUGCCGAUAAUACGAUCUUGGUUGAAAGUGCUAAUAGAAGUGUUGUGAUUCUACGUGCGUUUCAAGCUGCGAUCGAUUACUAGUAAAUAUAUAGUUCUUGACGGUGUGAAAAUUACGUGCAGAACCGAUAAUUGUGCAGUUUAGUGUUUGCAUCGGCAGUGCUGUUUUGCGUAGAUCUUUUGCUAAGUUUAGUGAAUGAAGCUGGUGAUUUUGAGGAGAUGAUUUGUGUAGCCGCUAGUGGUAACACGAUAGGAAUUUCUGGGCAGUACCUAUACUAUUGAUUGGAUUACGAUUCGUUCGUCACUGGAGCUUGGUUUCAAUUCCUGCCACCUUGUACGAACACAUUUGCAAGUGAAAGAUUUAUCGCUGACUUUGCAGCGUAAGCAGCUGCGAAUCAAACAAAGCCUGAGGACAAUAAGCGACUACUGAUAAGAGCUUGUUUUCUCUACAAGAUACAACGAUUCACCAUAAUCGGGCAAAAAUUAAUCUCGUGCAGUAAAAACCCUCUCCAGCGCGUACGAGUGGGUUUGGACGCUCUUCGCUGAACCGCUAGAGAAAUUCUACGUCACCGACCGACAACAGCUAGCAGGAGGGAGCGGCCUUAGAAGCAAACUCCCCGGACACCCGUAGCAAAGCAAUGAAAGGAAAAUUAUCCCAUUGACGGGUAAUGAAGUAAUAAAUCCUAUAGAAUAAUCCAUAAAGUGGCAGUGAAACCGGAAGUACUCAGAGUCAAGUUUUGUAAGUCGGUGAAAGAUUUAAAGGCGAAAGCGAGAAAAAUAAAUAUUUGCCCACAAGAGGAAGCAAGUGUUUAUAUACAGUAAUAUGAGCGCCUAGCAAUGCAGCACCUUCGUAGUGAUUAAUUGCAAAUUACCCGAUCCAUUAGUCGCUGGGACCAAGCUCCAACGGAUCACGCAGCUUUCGCAAGUAGUCGACGGCGCCGCUCAUCCGGUUACCAGAAGUCUUUGCCAGCACCAAAGAGUGAGAGUCAAUGUUGCACCAUCGACACCACGUUUCAUCCUCGCAGCUGUCCUCGUCUUCCUCGGUUGGCUCACCGAUGAACCACAAAGACCUGGAAGCGGAACUGGAUGAGUACCUGUCCGAGUACAAACUACAGGCACCCGAACCGAUCAGUCACUAUGCAGAUGGAGAACUAGAAGCAGAAUGGUUAAAUGCAGCCGGAUUCCCUCAACUGACCAGAGCCUUCGAGGAGGGUCGCGAACUCUCCACUACAGAGCUGGUACCGGUCAUUGCGAGCCUGUCCACGGCACACGCGGAAGCAGUCAAACAGCGAGUGAAAGCCCUAAAUCGAACCGUUCGCGGGAGGACUCGAAAUCGCGGUAGCAAAAAGCCGGACAUCCGCGACGUUUUCCGUGAUCUGGAUUCGUCCAGUACGGGGACAAGGUCACGAAGUGCCACACCCGAUUCGCUGGACUCCUUGCCCGGCGACGAAAGCUGGAACAGUAACGGUACGAAUGGAGCGCACCAUCACCACCACCAUCAUCACAUUCCACGUUUCGUAUCCGUGUUCGAUGGUGGAAACGGUGCUGUGGUCCGACCAACACCGAUUCGCGGCAAACAGAACCUGCGACGGACGCCGAGCGCACCGUUACGCGGUUCGGCGGAACUCUUUCGUGGGACACAUGUUCGCUGCGACAUUCCCUUUCAUAAUGAGGGAAUAGAAUUGCUCAACUUCCAGAGAUUGGGUACCAUACAUAUACCAAGAAUUCGAUCGGGUUCCGAUCCUUCGUGCACUAUUGGAACUCGCGGCGGUCAGCACAUUUCCGGUACUAGGAGCCAUACGAAUCUGUUCAACGGUAACCAGAGUAACGAUGACUCCGGCAACUCGUCAUCUGAGCAGAGCCCUCCGAGUUCUCCACCUCGCAGCAGCUUGCUAUGUUCGGUGGAAAAUUCGCCCCUACGAUCGUCUUACGAGCCGAUCAGCUUCGAAAGUAUGAUCAAGCAAACAUCAACACCGCACGAAUCGACUCACAAGCUGUGGCAGUUGCAGAAUCUCCGAGAGUCGUUCUGCGACAUCGAUCAGGUGUCCGAGUGUGACUUGAAACGAUUGCAGCCGCUGCUGUGGCUGGAGCUUGCCUCCCUAUUCGACAAGAACCAUGUUACAUUGGACAAGCGGAAACCAUUCAAACGAAAACGAAAAGAGGAAGGCAAUGUCUUUGGAGUGUCACUGAACGCCCUGGUGAGACGGGACCAACAGAUAACCGGUGAGGACACCACGCUCGUGCCUCUGAUAUUGCAAGCGAUCUUAUCCCAGCUAAGGUUACGCGGUGCUAGAGAGGAAGGUAUCCUACGAGUGCCGGGUCACAAGCAAAAGACCGAGACACUUUACAACGAGAUCGAACACAGCUUUUACUAUAAACCGGAGAAAGUUGAACCACUAUUCAAAAAGGCGGGAGUACACGACCUAAGCGCGCUGUUGAAGCGAUGGCUGCGAGAAUUGCCUCAACCGCUCCUGGCCAAUGAUCUUGUGCAUUUAUUUUAUCAAACGAAUGUUCUACCUCCACAUGACCAGUACAAAGCAUUAGCUGUACUUUGUCAGCUGUUACCACAUGAGAACCGCAACACGCUACGGGAACUACUAUCAUUUUUCCGUUUAGUCGUGGAUCUGCAGGACUCGAACAAAAUGUCACAGCAAAAUGUUGCGACCAUCAUUGCACCCUCGUUCUUCCCGCCUAGAUUUGUGCAUCCUCCCGAUAAAAACGAUAUUGGAUCCCAAGUUCGUAUGGCGGCACAAUGUUGUCAUCUAACUAAUGUGCUUAUCACGCUUGCGAACGCCUUGUGGUUGGUACCUUCCCGUUUGAUCGAUCAAAGCAAGAUGAUCAAUAAAAAUGGACAGCCCAAACGGCAAUUGACGCGUAAAACCAAAAAUCCUCCAGCCAACAACAGCGACUUUGUCAUCGAUACCAACCACAUCCAUAGAUUAGUUAUUUAAGCAGAGCAGAAACACCAACCAAUAAAUUUUAAGACCGAAAAGAACAUUUCCGUUAUACUUCACUACCACCCAUAUUUUAGACUGUUGUACCACACUAAGACCUUGCUGUAUGCAUCGAAUUUAUAAACAUAAUGAAUUAAUUGAUACAACCUAAAUGUAGCGUUUAAUUUGCCUUGGAAGAUGAUUUUUUUAUUCUAAAAACUGCUUUUAAUGGCAGUUUAUUGUUAAGUCAAUUGUUUGUUCUACUGUGUGUGUUUUGUCUAUCUCUUGGUUUACCGAUUACCGGUGCUUUAAUUUUUAUAAAUCGUUGAAUUAUCGAAUAGAAGAAUUGUGCGUGCUAGGUGUAUCGUUUACCCUUACAGUCGAUUCCAGCGGGAGAGAAAUCAAACUAAAAAUAGAAUUAUUACCAGCUAAAGUAGUAUCAAGUGUUAUUCUAGAUUUUGUAUAUUUUAGGCGCUAUAUCGGCAGGUUAUACAGUCAGAACGUACGACGCCACUUGCAUGGCAUGUGGCAACCAACGGGAAAUGUAUUCCCACAAUAGCAAAUACAAAACCAUACGUAAGUAUAGCCCAUGGAAGAUGAUAGUCAUUUAACUGUAUAUUUAUUACGGUGGUAUAGUCAAUGAUUGUAUAUACCGAAAUAAAAACUAGUUACUUUGUACUUUGUAGUAUAAGCGUGGAACUAAAUUGAUAAUAAAAUUAAACUUUAAAA